Messenger RNA from Pygocentrus nattereri (red-bellied piranha), 3472 nucleotides. RefSeq names its product leukemia inhibitory factor receptor-like. The transcript has 18 exons. Gene Ontology annotation, cellular component: signaling receptor complex; membrane; external side of plasma membrane. Gene Ontology annotation, biological process: cytokine-mediated signaling pathway. Gene Ontology annotation, molecular function: cytokine binding; cytokine receptor activity. The record is from RefSeq and is a predicted model, not a curated record. The coding region runs from base 382 to 3090 and encodes 902 amino acids. NCBI's taxonomy places the organism in Eukaryota, Metazoa, Chordata, Actinopteri, Characiformes, Serrasalmidae.
AAUUUAACAAACGGAAUGUCCAGUAAAACACUUAGUCACAAAAUCAGAGCCUGGUGUGUGCAAUAGUGAAACUUGCCUGUUUUAAUAGCUCUUGUUAGGACGUGUUGACCAAUCAAGCAGGAUUGCGUUACUGCGUCUUUUUCCGUGGAAGAACGCCUCUUCCAGUACGAACCUCCUCCUGCUGUGUCACUCCUAGUCUCACCGGAACACCAGGAAGGUCUGUACCGCACGAAUUUCUUUGUUUUUAACUGUGGUAAGAGCAAAAUCGAAGUUUGCCUCAGCCUGCGAUGCUCGCAUCAGCCCACUGAAGAGGAGAACCGGGGCGAUCAUUCCCCAUGCAGGCGUAGAUCCGUGUGAAUCGUUCUGUUCCUGUGUCUCAUCAUGGCCUCUUCAGAUUUCUGGCCUCUGUGUGCAUUGCUGUCUUUGGCAGUAGUGCAGGGGAAACAGUAUGCGCUCCCACUACCUGUCCCUGAGAUAGUGAGAGUAUAUUCAGAUGGAAGUGACAUAUAUGAUUUUGGUGUUUGGAAGAUGAAUGUUGAAUGGAGGGAUAAUUUCCCCAAUGGCAAUAAACCAGAGCCAGUCACUUAUGACGCAGAGAUCUUCCAUACUGAGCAGAUGCAACUUGUACAUAAGGAGACAUUAAAAGACCCAAUGGGCACUCAUCAGUGGAGCUGGACUUCACCCUUACCUCUCCAGUGUACCUCACAUUCAGUCAGACUGCGCACCAGACACCAGAGUCACACCAGUGAUUGGACACCUUUAUACACUUUAAAAGGAAAAGACAUAGAUAAUUCUUCUGAGAGUAACAUAUAUCCUAAAGAUUACGUCGCACGAGUUGGUGAAGGUAUUGUAUUCUGCUGUAUAUUAAAGACGGAGAGCCGUGCGGGAUUCAGUCAUCCUCCUUUUACCAUCCAGAUUAGCAACAGGACAUACAUCACAGAGCCUGUUCGCCGUGAUGACGUCUCUGACACUGGAGGUUUUGAUGUGCUUUGUAAUCAAACAGGCGCCACAUACUUCAUUGGUUAUGCCCCUGAUGACCAGAAUCUUACAUGUGAGACAAGAGAUCUCAAUUCUGUGGAAUGUCACUGGAUCCCUGGGAAAACAGGCAAAUCACGCAUGUUUAAUGUACAGUACAAAGUCAAUGGAAGGAAUUGUUCAGUUGAUCAGUGUGUACUGGAUGACAGCGUAGAUAAGGGGGUGAUGAAUUGGACACUAAUUGCCAAAAACAGACUUGGCGAAAAGAUGAUCAGCGAUGUAGCUGAUCCAAAACACAGGGUACGACUCAAAGCACCCACGAUUACAAGUGCAGUUUUGGUUCAUGCAAGGAAUGCCACACUUGAAUGGCAAUGGGAUGAAAAGUCAAAAUUGAACUCUUUCCCAAUGAUUUGCCAGGUGGAAGUGAAUGGACACACUGUUCAGGAAACAUUUAAUGGAUCUGGACUCAAGUCACUGGUCUUGACAGACCUGCAGCCCUUUACUGGAUACUCAGCUCGUGUGCGGUGUGGCUCUUAUGAACAUUUUUAUAAGUGGGGUGACUGGAGUACCCUCAACACCUUCUCUACCAAAGAAGACAUUCCAGAAGCUGUGGAUAUGUGGAUGCAAAUUCUUAAUGGACACACUUAUGUUGUAUGGAAGAGUUUAACUGCGAAUCAGAGUCAUGGGAUUAUUACAGGCUAUGAGCUGCUUUUAGGAAGCACCACAGAUGAGCCCAAAGAGCACAUCAGCAAAGCCACAAAUGAACACUGCCACAAAGUCAGCGCAAAGAGAGCAGAAGGAGAUUAUUUUAUGUUCAUUUCUGCCAAGAACUCUGCCGGUAUCUCUCCUCCCUCCAAAAUCACCAUCCCUAACCUACAGUCAGAUGGUGGUAUUAUCCCUGAUCACAUCUCUGGACUUAACGACAGUUUUAGCAUAUCUUGGGAUCCAAGCCCCAAUUCCAGCUGUGGCUAUGUGGUGGACUGGUUUCCAACAUACAGUACAGAGCAGUGUGCUGUAAAAUGGAUGAAGAUCUCCUCUGGUGUGUCAAAUGCCACAAUUUACUCAGAUUUUGAAAAUGGGGUAAAGUACACUCUCUCAGUCUAUGCGUGCACUUCAGGAGCCCCACAGCUACUGCAGAGAAGAGAAGGCUAUGUGAAAGAGCUGGCCCCAGUAGGCAAAGUUCAGAACCUAACAGCAGAGCAACAUGGCAAGGAUAUUAAGCUGUCCUGGAAAGACAUGCAUGAAGAGGAGAAGAAAGGCUUUAUAUUGGGCUAUAAUGUGUACUACAAGCAUUCCAGUGAAGACCAAAAAUAUGAUAUUCUAAUGGCAUCAAUUCGUGACCCCUCUGUUCGAACACAUACGUUGUCAAUUCUUCGUUCUGGUAACUAUAUAUUUAAGGUCAAGGCCUUCACAUCUGCAGGAGAGGGUCCUGAAUCUGAUGUCUAUCGCUAUGUGGAUCAGCAGGUUUACACAAUGGUUUCCAGCAUUCUCAUAGUUUUGGGUACAUUAGCCUGUAUCAUUGCCAUCAUCGUCCUUUUCUGCAUCAAGAGGGAAUGGUUACAAUCAAAACUGUAUUCAGAUACUCCUAAACCAGUGUUUUCAGGAGAAUGGCUUACACAGGACUUUCACCACUGCUACGUCAUGGAUAAGAUACUGCUUUCAGAAAGUGAGGUGCUCAUGGUGGAAAAUCCAGAACCUUGUCUACAGGUUGUGCCACAGGUACAGAAAGCACAACAAGAGGUUGAUCUGAAAUCCAAAGAUCCGCCGUGGACGAGAUACUACAAUGAUGUUUGUGAUCCUCAGACUGUUUCUCCCCUCACCAUCGACCUUUCCUACACAGAGGUCUCAUCCCCAGGGAUUCAGAAUCCUACAUACAACAUUCCUCUGUCCCUUCCAGAUGAUGCUAAUCUAGUGUUAGGUUACAUGCCUCAAAUACAGAAUGGCGACAACCAGCUCCAACCCUGUGAUGUCAAAUUUGUCCAGAUGGACUCUGCGGGCUAUCAGCCCCAAUCACAAGGAUCUUCACAAACUACUGAAAUACCUAAUGAGACCAGCUUACCACUCAGUACAGCUUCAGUCAGUUCUUCUGAGUAUCUGCUUCACCAGUGCUUGUAGGUAGUCUUAUCUACAAAAUUCCAGUGUGCUUUCAAGUUUUUGUUCCAACAAAGCAGGAGAGGCCAUGAUCAGUUGUUUGAAGCAGUAGAAUCAGGUGAGAUCCUGCAUGAUUGGAAGGAAAACCUAUAGCCACAUCGGCCCUUUGUGGAUAAAACCGGACACUCCUGCUUUAAAUACAACAUAUAGUGGCAUUUAGUAGCACUGUUUAAACUUUGACAAAAAAACAACAAAAGCUUAUGUAUUAUGACACACCUGUAAUGUGAGUUUAUUUGAAUGUACAUUUGUACAUUUUUUUGUAUUGUAUGACUACUGUUUGUUCUUGAGUUAAAACAUCUCUUGCUUCAGAUAUAUAGAAUAAAUAAUGUUUUAUUUUUAAUGUUGA